Helicoverpa armigera (cotton bollworm) is the source of this 8830-nucleotide messenger RNA. RefSeq names its product phospholipid-transporting ATPase ABCA3. Bases 324 to 5612 code for a protein of 1762 amino acids. The transcript has 31 exons. Gene Ontology annotation, molecular function: ATP binding; ABC-type transporter activity; ATP hydrolysis activity. The record is from RefSeq and is a predicted model, not a curated record. NCBI's taxonomy places the organism in Eukaryota, Metazoa, Arthropoda, Insecta, Lepidoptera, Noctuidae. Gene Ontology annotation, cellular component: membrane; intracellular membrane-bounded organelle. Gene Ontology annotation, biological process: transmembrane transport; lipid transport.
UUGUGUCAAGUCUGGCUGUCAAGUUAACGCGAAACGUCACAGUAUUCUCUAAGUUUUAUAAAUGAAAACAUUUCAAUUUGAGGGAAAUUCGUAAAAUGUUCAGAAUAUUAUAUGUUCUCGAACUUUAUACUAUCUUAAACUUCGUCUAGUUCCCUAUGUUUUUACGGUCAAUUUUUAAACAUGUAUGCGUGAGAACAAUAAUGGUUCAUGUUUAAAUUUAGGGUGUACACAACCCAUUGUGAUAUCUCAUGGGAGUCAAAAUUAGUGUUUAUGUGUGGUGCUGUCGAGGUUUAUAGUUUUGGGACAGACUUUUGGUGUUAAAAAUGAAGUGCAACAUGAGAGUGUUGACGGUUUUGAUGUGGAAACAUGCAGUGGUCAGGGCGCGAAGGUUUAUCCACACAGCUGUGGAUCUGGCGUCCCCCUUAAUGUUUUUCAUCCUCCUAUUUGUUUUAAAAAGUUACAUAAAUAUGAAUCCUGAAAAUAGCAGAAGGGUGAAAGAUCCAGUGGCUAAUACGGACAUAAUACCGUUGUCGGAACUGAUGCCGGGGCCAUAUUAUGUCCUGUACACACCGGACACGCCGCUAACCAACUCGCUGAUGGACGAUGUGGGACCCAAGCUCAAUUUGCAGAGGCUGGACAGCUUCCCAGAUCGCACCAAAAAAGGCUACUUCGCAUACAAAAAUGAAUCUGAACUGGAACCAUUCAUACGUAACAUGGGUAUCUCCGAUGCCAUUAUUAUAUUCCAGAAAAUGUCCGGAGAAACAUGGCCGGAACGGUUGAACUACACCAUAAGAUUGAAACACGAAUUUCUAACGGGGACCUACAGUUCGCUGGACGAUUCUCCCGGGCCACACAGGAAUUUUGGUUUCAAAUAUGGAAUGUUCAUGCGCAUACAAUGGGCCAUCGACACCAGUUACAUCAAGCUGUUAACUGGCUCCGAAAUUACACAGAAUCUAUCGAUCCAAGAGUUCCCUUACUACGAGAGAUCUGUAAACACGGAUGUGGCCAUCGUGUGCAUAUUGUUGCAAGUGCUGUGCUGGUUGUCUCUCAUGCUGACCUUCGUGUUCCUCAUGUGCAGGCUGCUGGAGGAACGGUCUUCUGGCAUACAGGAACUCAUGAAGAUGGUAGGAGUAUCGCUCAACACUCUAGGCGUCACGCACUUUCUGAACAUCUUGCCAUGCGGUCUGGUAUUCGCCAUAGUCGGGAGCGUUCUCCUCAAAGUGACUGCUCAGCCGUUGAUACCGCAUACCAAUGGGUUCCUCAUAUUCUUGAUGUUGUUACUGUACUUUAAUAGUGUCGUGGCCUUGGCUUUUGCGUGCAGUUAUAUUUCUAAAGGCACACAUUACGCAGCCACUUUAUCAGUUUUGGCGUACAUACUGCUGUGGAUCCCGACGCGCGUGGCUUCGGAACACAAUAUUUCUCCAGCCCUGACCUUGCUGACGGGCUUCUUCCCUCACGCACCCAUGUACUGGUUCUGGGAUGAAGUGGCGAAUAUCGAGAUGUUUGGUGCCGGUAUAACCUUUAAGAACAUAGCAACGCGACACGACAAAGUGUCAGUGGCCAUAAGCUUUUUCUUCCUGAUUCUGCAAUCAGCGUUGUAUUACGUGUUCGCUUGGUAUCUGUCGCUCGUACGACCCGGACGAUACGGACAAGCUUUACCAUGGAACUUUCCCUUCAAGGCGUCCUAUUGGAGGAAUAAGAACGAGGUGAGACCUGAUGGUGACGAUGAGGAAGAGGAUCCGAUAGCUCACGACCCUCGGUACUUCGAGACUGCACCCUCCCAUAUGGAUGUCGGCAUCAAAAUCGUCAAUGUUUCUAAGGUGUUCGCGAAACAGGUGGCAUUACGUAAUGUCUCUCUGGAGGUGUACAAGGGAGAAAUCACAGUACUGCUGGGACACAACGGUGCUGGCAAAACUACACUCAUGUCUAUUAUCACAGGAAUGACAAGUGCCACAGAAGGCAAAGUGUACGUGAACGGCAAAGACACGGUCACUCAGCGCGAUGAAGUGCGACAGAACAUAGGCCUGUGUCCUCAACACAACCUCUUCUUCCCCAACCUUACUGUGCAGCAGCAUAUCAUGUUCUUCACUCUGCUUAAACGCGGCUCAUACAAACAAGCACUGGAGUCAUCAGUCACAUUAGCGACUCGGCUAGGGCUUCGCGACAAGCUGCAUGCACAGGCACACGAGCUGUCGGGCGGCAUGAAGCGCCGCGCCCAGCUGGCAUGUGCCUUAGCCGGCGGCGCCAGUGUGCUGGUGUUAGACGAACCCACCUCCGGACUCGAUGUGGAGACCAGGAGGGAGCUAUGGGACCUGUUGCUGGUGAGUUAUAUAAGCAACUGUCGGGCGGCAUGUGCCUUAGCCGGCGGCGCCAGUGUGCUGGUGUUAGACGAACCCACCUCCGGACUCGAUGUGGAGACCAGGAGGGAGCUAUGGGACCUGUUGCUGGUGAGUUAUAUAAGCAACUGUCGGGCGGCAUGUGCCUUAGCCGGCGGCGCCAGUGUGCUGGUGUUAGACGAACCCACCUCCGGACUCGAUGUGGAGACCAGGAGGGAGCUAUGGGACCUGUUGCUGGUGAGUUAUAUAAGCAACUGUCGGGCGGCAUGUGCCUUAGCCGGCGGCGCCAGUGUGCUGGUGUUAGACGAACCCACCUCCGGACUCGAUGUGGAGACCAGGAGGGAGCUAUGGGACCUGUUGCUGGCCCUGCGCGGCGAGCGCACGGUGCUGCUGACGACGCACUUCAUGGAGGAGGCGGACGCGCUGGGGGACCGCGUCGCCGCGCUGCACCUCGGCAAGCUACGCUGCUUCGCUAGCUCCAUGCAUUUGAAGAAGGCUGUCGGCACCGGCUACCGUCUAUCAUUCACCACGAUCGGCACUCCAAAAGACCAGGCAAUCACCAAAGUUGUGACCUCCCACGUUCACGACGCAACCCUUAAAGAGAAGACCAUCAACUCGUUAUCAUACAACUUACCCGCGGCCGCUAGUGCGAAGUUCCCUGCGCUCUUCACAGCUCUCGAGUCCAAACGAUCCGAGUUAGGGAUCGAUUCUAUCGGAGUGGGAGUUUCUACGCUUGAAGAGGUGUUUUUGAAGUUAUGCAGCGAUGUGGACACCUCAAUUAGUGAAGACGAAGUGGACAAUGUCCAUGAACCAGAAAGAACUCCAAUUCGGAUCACCGGUAUUCCCUUAUAUUUGCGGCAAUUGUAUGUGUUGUUGAAACGACAAGUCAAAUUCGCCUUAUACAAGAAGUGGAACUUCCUUAUUCUGCAAGUAAUACUACCAAUAAUCAUGAUAAUGGUUUUAACCGAUUUAUUCAACAACAAACUCAGUCAGCCUACAAGGGAACUGGACAUGAAUUUGGAUAUAUACGCCGACCGGCCGGAACGUCGCAUUUUGUAUCGAUCCGAUCUGCCCGACAUUUCAACCGAUGCUAUCGAACGUUCGUAUAAAAAGAUUAAGUUCGAAAAAGUUGCGAAUGUCGCUGAUGCUGCAUUAAGAACUGCUGAACAGGAUAUAUUGGAGUACAACAAGUAUUUAGUCGGAUUCGAAGUCAAUGAAACUGAUGCUAAGAUUCUAUACACAACGACCAUCCGUCACGCGGCUCCAGUAGCCCUGAACCUGCUCAGCAAUAUCCUGGCGACUCGCUACAUGUCGUGGGCUGACGGGCACAGCCUCACGGCUCGCAACGACCCCGUGCGUCGCCAGGAGGCGCCGGCGCCGACAGUCCCGCACGCGCCCAAGGACAUGGUCACUGCCGUCACUUGGUGCGUCUGUAUUACCUUCAUACUCCUAGCAACAAACAUAAACUGUGUUGCCCUACCGUGCAAGGAGCGUCAAACUGGCUCCCGUCACAUCCACGUGAUGUCCGGGUGUCCCGCGGAGCUGCACUGGAUGGCAACACUGACGUGGCACAUGUGUGUCUGUGGCGUGGCGCUCGUGUUGCCGACAGUGAUCGCUGCUGUGUUGUUCGAACAAGAUAACACGAUCAAUCAGCCUGACUUUAUUGGCACAUUUGCGCUGGUCAUGCUCUUGGGCAGCAUGUCGUUCUUCGCGCUCAUGUACCUGGUGAGCUUCAACUUCGGCGAGAGGUCCACCAGCAUCAUACUCGUGGCUCUCAUCAUUGUGUGCGGUAUAGUAACCCCCUUCAUGAAGGCCGGACAAGAAUUAUUCGAAGAAAACUACCGCGGCUUCACAUACUACCUACUUACCGUAAUGGGAUACAUAGCGGCGCCACACACGCUGACGACAGCGGCGCUGCACUGCGUCAACGUGGCGCGGCUCAACGCCUGGUGCCCGCUCGUGCGGGACAAGUGUCCUGCGCCAUUCGUUAAGGAGAUGGGCUUCGACGUGGCCAAGUGCUGUGCUGGCGAGAAGCCCCGCUGCUAUUUAUGCAUCGAUGACUAUUCUCCCGGGGAAGAAAUUAUCAUACUCUUUGUGCAGUUUACCAUUACCAUGGCAAUGGUAAUUCUAACUCAACGCGGCAUAUUCAACGGCGUCCGCGACAAGCUCGUGAACGCCCGCUACGUGCCUCCGCCCGUGCCGCAGGAAGAUGAGAUGGUGCGAGCUGAGAAAGCUUACGUCAGCAAGGCUAUUACUUUACCAACGAAGCAGAUACCGGACGCGAUGUUAGUUAACGACCUACACAAGAAUUACGUUGGAUUUCUGAAAAAAUGUAACGCUGUCAAGGGAGUCAGUUUCUCCGUCAAAAAAGGCGAAUGCUUCGGUCUACUGGGCGUGAACGGCGCGGGCAAGUCCACGACGUUCAAGAUGCUGACGGCGGAGAUAUGCCCCACCCGGGGGAACAUCUUCGGCAACGGAUACCAUCUCAAGCGGGGGAACUCGCAGUAUCUGCAAACCCUGGGCUACUGCCCGCAGUUCUUCGGGCUGGACAUGUUCCAGACUGGUGAGGAUAACCUGCGGCUGAUGCUGACUCUGAGGGGCUUCGACAAGCAGCUCGUGGAGGAGGAAGUUAAGACCUGGAUACAUAUCGUUGGUCUAGAAAAGUACGCGAAACGUCGCGUAACAUCAUACAGUGGCGGCUGCGUCCGUCGCCUCGGAGCCGCCGCCGCUCUGUGCACGCGGUCCUCCCUGGCCCUGCUGGACGAGCCCAGCGCCGGCGUGGACGUGGCCGCCCGCCGCCGCCUGUGGGCCGCCAUACGACGGGCAUUACACCACAAGCGAGCACUCAUCAUCACGUCACAUAGCAUGGAUGAGAUGGAAGCUCUUUGUAACAGAAUCGCUAUCAUGUCCGCUGGGACGGUCAGAGCUAUAGGAACACCGACUGGGUUGAGAGCAGCCCAUGCUCAAGGACAUGCUGUCGUCUUCAAGUUGAAGCAUCAAGAAGCACAAGAUGAGGUUGACGGCGCCAAAACUCACGUAGGCCGUUUGAAGGGCAAACUGCACGACAAGUUCAACUGUACUCUUAAAGACGAACAUAAGACAAUGCUGCAUUACCACAUAAACGAGACGAUGCGAUACAGCGACCUCUUUGCUCAACUAGAAGCGAUGCGGGCGGAGUUCCCCUCCCUCAUCGAGGACUAUUCCGUCACGGAGACCACGCUCGAAGAGGUGUUCCUCUCCUUCGCGAAGGAACAAGGCGCCCAUGACACUGUUUGAAUACUGAAGUAUGAUGGAAAGGUUUGGUGCUCUUUUAUUACUUUUUAGGGCCCGUGUUUCAUGUCUUCUUGUUUACAGAAGGUUGUUUAACCUAAGCUAUAGUCUAUAGGUACAUCAAUGGAAUGGUUUUUAACUGUGUGAUAGUCGAAUUUGUGAAAAGUUAAGGGUUAUCACAAAGGAUGGGGAAACUGCUUAAUUUUCUAGAUUUUGGACAUUUAAAAAUAUUGGUAAGGAGCAAACAGUUAGUUUAAAGCGAAAGAAAAAAAAUACUGCGAGUUCAUUUUCCAAAUUAAGAAAAAAUUAUGGUAGUUCACAACAAAAGGGCCCUAAAAAUAUAUAUGUACCAACAGUUUGAUGAUAAAAGACAACAAGAUCUAUUAUAUAUUUAGCGGAAUUUGUAUGUAUUUAUGCAAGGCAUGUAAAAUAUUACGUAUUGUAAAUAAUUUCUACCUAAUUAUUUAAGAGGCUAAAUACCAAAUGAAGUAUUAAAUACGGAGCCUUCGAUUCGUGAUAUUAUUAUACUUAAUAUAAAUCUGAUCUGCGUGUGAAAAAGACGGCAAAACCAAACAUUAGCUUAAAUUGGAUACACCACCAAUUUUGUAUUGAGAAUUUGAAUCCAGCUUUUCAAAGAACAUCAUAAAAGUUUACGUUUUCACACGUUUGGCAUGUAGCUUGAGUUUUGUUCUAAUGAUAGACAAUGUUGUACACUUCCCGCCAAACUUAAUGUCGGCUCGCAGCUAAGUCAUCACACAAGUACGCGCUUGUGGUUCAAACACCUCGCGCACUCUGCCUCCCGCUGCUGUCUUUAAAUUAUUUCGGAGCAGCGAUUCGGGCCGCCAAGACGUUUGGCGUGAAAUAUUGGUUAUAAAACCACUAGAAUUGCCUUUAGCAAAAUCAAAGAUAUAAAAGUAAGCUGUAGACAUUUCAGGCCAUUCUGAACUUCUACAUUCCCAACACAGGAUAUCUAGUCAAGAAAGAUAUAUUAUUUUUGUAUCAUCUCAUCAGAUUCAUUGUUUUUUUUUUUUUAUUGUAAAUGUUUUCAUUACCAUAAGUUACAAGAAGCAUUAUUGUUGCUCUCUACCAUUUGAGGUCUUUAAAAUUAUUGUUAAAAUCUAUUGCGCAUUUGUAAAAUAAUUGGAUUGUUAACUCCCAUGUUUUUGAGUUUACAAUCUACAUAAUGUCCACGUCGCUUAUGAUCGUGAUAAUGGUGGACUUUUAUAAGUUAUCUUAUCCAUAGCGAUUAGAAGUUGAAUUUUAAUAGCAAACCUAUGGAUAGAUAGGUUACAGAAAUCUGCAGUCUAAUGUGACUAAAAAGAUACAGUAUUAAAAAAUCACGUUUAUAAACCACUUUUGCACCUAAAUAUUAAUGGCAAAACAUACUAACAUAAUGGCAAAAAUACCUCAUUUUGUUUACACAAAUGGUGCAUAUUAUGUAUAAAAAGCAUGCAAUUGCUUCAUCGGUCGUAAAUAACCAAUUAAAAACAAGCUAUUUGUUGCUUGCGCAGUCGGGUAAAGGUAGUCGUUGAAUAUGGCUGUAGCCUUGUUUGUUGGUUGGCUAAGAACAUUCCGUCCAAAUACUUCACAUUCAUCUCAUAUUUAGGAAUAAUAGUUUCCAAGUUUUGUGGAAGCAAACUUACGAGUUUGUUGAUGCUAUUUUUUUGUUAAGUGUGAACUAUUUUAGGGACAUAUUGUGCCAGAAAAUCAUUUUAUUAUGGCAGCUCAGUUUUUACGUAUUGUUUAAAAUUAUGAAAAUAGUUUUUUUUAUAAUUUUUUAAACUUAAAAAAAAACUAAAAUUGUAUCAGACAUCGAAUAAUGUUAAAAGAACAUGAUUUCAGAAAAUAAACAAAGUUAUACCUAAUUGAAACCAAACACAAUAUCAUUUUGGUUUUAAGUGACAUUCUUGAAAAAUAUGUUCCUAAAUGGUUACACGUUGACAUACAAGUUGCUGAUUAAACUAACAUACCUACUAUGUUAUUUAUAUAAAAUUAAAAGGAGAGCUUUAGCAUUGUAUUGUGAUAUUAUGGUGAAACGCUUGGCAUAAAAGUGUAAAGUUGAAUCUAGAAUAUGACGAAAUCAUGCACUGAGUAACUAAAGUUAAUAACUGUACUAAUCCUAACUAAUAUUAUAAAUGUGAAAGUAACUCUUUCUGUCUGUCUGUCUUUUCUUCACGCCUAAACUACUGAACCGAUUUGUGCGAAAUUUGGUACAGACAUAGUUCGGAACUUGAGAAAGUACAGCGGACAGUAUUUAUUACAAAAAAAUAAGAAAAUAAUUUAUUCUGGACAUAAAGCGCCAUUUAUUGGUCAAACCAAAAAUCUGCCGGAAGUCACUAUUCCAGCAAUAGCUAGUGUUUAAUAAAAGUGUAAUUUUGAAGUAACGUCAACGCAGGUGGGGCAAUUCCGUAAAAAAUACAAUCAGAAAUAUCGGAAAAUUCUAGAUUCAAGCGUAGGGCAUUAAAAGUAGUAUGUGUAUAUAAUAAUAUAAACUUAUAGUAAUAUGUAUUGUUAAUGAUCGAAUAAUGUGAUGUGUAAACACUAUUCUUGUAACUAAAUGUCUGCACUGCAGAGUCUGCACAGCGUGCCUAAUCGACACGACGCUAUUUAAGAAAAGCAAUAAAUUCAGUAGUUAUUAUUACUUACUCGUGUAAAACCUUGUAUUUAAUCACUCAUUUAAAAUUACAUGACACUUAAAUUAAUGUUCAUUUCUGAUACUGCCAGCAACAAGUUUUUUUUUUCUUCUUCUUUAUAUCAAAGCAGUAGUUAAUAAAAUCAAUUGAAUAAACUGAAAAAUUACAAAAAAUAAAUAACGUUGAUCUUAAUUGGGAAAUAAAAGUGCUUUGUAAAAUUAAAUUCGUAUGGCGUAUUGCGAUAAAAUAAAAAGUAGGUAUUAUAAACUUAAUUUGAAAUGGUUUGAAUUAUACAUGCUAAAUAUAUUUCAUUCUAAUUGGCAACUAUUUUGUGAAUAAUGAGAAAUGAAGAUGAGAAACUGACUGAUUUUAGUACUUAUUGAAUGAAGGACAAUUAACUAAUUGCUAUUCAUGUAAGCACAACUAGAGACAAUUCACAAACUGUCAAAUUGAAAUGUUUUUUAUUCCUUUUAUAUUUAUCUAUUGUAUUAUUAUAAUUCUAAUGUGUGUAGUUAUAUAAAUUUUCUUUUAUAUCCUAUGUUUGUAAUAUUCAAACUUAUUCCCGAUAUCAAUAAAUAUUUUUACACAAAA